Molecule: messenger RNA, 997 nt
Organism: Hypoxylon sp. CO27-5
Lineage: Eukaryota; Fungi; Ascomycota; Sordariomycetes; Xylariales; Hypoxylaceae
Source: the annotation of a GenBank genome assembly
CCUGCGUAGAGAGGUUAACUCUAUCUGGAGUAUUGGACGUACAUCCCAUGCACUUCCCUCCCUUUUUCCCAGUAGCGACGAGCAUAAAAGCUUUUCGAAAUCCUCACAUCCCAAAUUUCUGGAUAGAAUCAAUCUACAACAUAAAAAUCCUCGGGAUACUCCAGCAGUUCACUCGGUUGCCAUCUCCCCUCUACCUACGUUCCCUCCCCCGAGCCUCCAUAUCAGCGGCUUGGAACUAGAGCAGACCAAAAAGCAAAAUAGAAAAAAAAAGUCUCCAACAGCCACAAUGCCUCACGCCACGAAGAAGCAAUCCCGUCCACGGCUCACCGCCGCCGUGUCGACCCCCGUUCAGUACCCGCAGACCCGGACACAGUCCAGCCAGCCAUCUUCCACGUCCAACUCUUCAUCCUACCCCUAUGUCUGGACGGCAGCGGACGCAGCUAAGGCGUCUAGAGACGGCGCUUUUCUUACACCAUGGCCCCGUGAUGAGUCUUACUACGCCCCACCUGUCCAUCUCCUGGGCCAAGGCUACCAGGGCUCUCAGGGCCAGGGCCAGGAACAGAAUCAGGAUGGGCAGUAUUACUACUCGUCAACCCGCAAGCCAUCUACUACGCCGAACCAAGGAGGGAGCAGUGAUGGGAAAUAGCGAUAUUUUCAUGGGUUCUUGUCAAACACUCCUGUCUCCCCGCCCCCGAAGGAAGAUUAGGGGGUUAGUGAUUUUACGAGCAUAUUGAUACGGAAGACCAGUGCUGCUUGUAGAGAUAUACGGCGAAUACUAUGAAUUCGGAGUUUUAUGGCUGUCAUAAGGAGCAGGAGGCAUGAUAGGAUAGGUACUGAAUUGCCAUGGGUUAUUGAGUGUGCUUAAGAAUGCGCGUGAGGGGGGCCCCGGGUUAGACGAUAGGACGCAUGUUUAACAGGUUGUCGCAACACUUUUUGUAUUAAAACGUACAUUCGCUGUGGCUUCGGGGAGCUGGAAUCCAGGUUGUAAGAAUCGGGU